AUGUACGAUGUGAUCAUAGGAGGAGAUCAGAGAGAACGUGAUCGAGCAAAGAAGCUCAAAGAAGAAGCAGCAAAGGGAAAGAAAUUGUCUGGUAGUCCACAAGCGAGGAGGGAAGCUGAUGCCAAAGCAGUAGCUGAGAAACAAGCUGCGAAAGCGAAAGCUCGUGCAGAAGCUGAAGCAAGAGGUGAAGUAGCAUCUUUCGAUAAGAAAGUGGAACAGAGGAAAGUCAACGCUCAGCAGAAAAAGUAA
Molecule: messenger RNA, 249 nt
Organism: Kwoniella botswanensis
Lineage: Eukaryota; Fungi; Basidiomycota; Tremellomycetes; Tremellales; Cryptococcaceae
Exons: 5
Coding region: 1-249 (82 amino acids)
Source: RefSeq, a predicted model, not a curated record